Molecule: messenger RNA, 1101 nt
Organism: Aspergillus affinis
Lineage: Eukaryota; Fungi; Ascomycota; Eurotiomycetes; Eurotiales; Aspergillaceae
Product: TauD/TfdA dioxygenase family protein
Exons: 4
Coding region: 1-1101 (366 amino acids)
Cellular component (GO): cytoplasm
Molecular function (GO): 2-oxoglutarate-dependent dioxygenase activity
Source: RefSeq, a predicted model, not a curated record
AUGCCCUCCAUCAAAGAAGAGCUGCAGCUCCCCGAGCGUCCGAAAGGCCUUCCUCACCCCGAAUACACCACUCCGCGUGGCGUGUCCCCCCUGCAGUCCGUCCCCGCCGCGGGCUUGCAAUACCCGAACUACACACCCUUCAAACUACCUAAUCUCGUCGAAAACCAUUUCACAGACCGGGGCCUGAACUCCGACCCAUCUAAAUCCCAGCUUCUGAACGCUGCUACCAUCAUCCAUCUGACCCCCGAAAUCGGCACCGAAAUUGUCGGCCUCCAGCUAACCGAUCUGACCGACGAGCAAAAAGAUGAUCUAGCGCGCCUGGUCGCCGAACGAGGUGUUGUCUUUUUCCGCGACCAGGAGAUGGACGCGCAUGAGCAGAUUGCAUUCGGCGCGUAUUAUGGCGAUCUGCACAUUCACCAGAUGGCGGGAAUUAUACCUGAUCUGCCCUGGGUGCAUCCGAUCCAUAAAGAUGAGACGGCUGUGAAUGGCCGCUCUCAUCAGAUUUGGCAUUCGGAUGUAAGUUAUGAGAUUCAGCCGCCUGGAUUGACACUAUUGAAGAUGGAUACCCUCCCGGAGGCAGGACCGGAUGGGACCCUGGCUGGGGGAGAUACCAUUUGGGCGAGUGGGUAUGCGUUGUACGAGUCGCUCUCGCCUAAACUGCGGGCAUUCUUGGAAACACUAGAGGCGAAACACAGCGGACUCGAACAAGCAGAGAAAGCGCUGCGCACGAGCGGUUGCCUACGCAGAGAUCCUAUCGAGACUAUCCACCCUGUCGUCCGUACUCACCCUGUGACAGGAUGGAAGACUCUCUACGUGAAUGAGAACUUUACCAAAGAGAUCGUGGGAUUGGAGAAGAGAAUCGGAGAUGGAAUAUUGGACUCUCUCUACCGCACUGUGGCCGAAGGAUAUGAGUUCCAGGUGCGGUGGAAGUGGUCUAAAAAUGCGGUCGCGAUCUGGGAUAAUCGGGUCACCUUCCACACUGGGAUAUUUGACUACUUCCCGCACCUCCGACAUGGACUCCGAGUUGCGCCACAGGCCGAAAGACCAUAUUUGGAUGCCGAGUCGAAGACAAGGAAAGAGGCUCUAUCGAAGGAUGUGUAA